ACCUUUGAAUCACGCUGUUUGACGUCGGACUUGGAAUCCCUCACUGUCAACAGGAAGCGGCGGAGGAGCUGCAUCCUUUCUGAACAUUCCCAUUACAAGCCCGAAGAGAGGAGCCUCUGCGGUGUCCCUGCCUGCUGAAGGUGGUGAUUAUGCGGCCGGGACGGCGUCUGUAGCCCGGCUUUAACACAUCUCAGGCCAGGCUUUGGGGUCGCAUUCCUUGGAGCCCUGUUUUCUGAGCCGCGAUGGAGAGAGGAGCCCCCCCCGACGUCCUCCUGCAGCGCCCCUGGCUUCCUGUGAGCAUCAGCGGCGUCCAGCUCCUCGCCAAGAGCUGGUUUGGGGAAACGGAGUACCACGUCCUGCUGACGGACAUGCAGUGUGUGUGGGGGGAGAGGAUGGACUCUGCAGACAUUGAGAAACGAGCUCAGGAGCUGAACAGACGUCUGCGUGCCCCGGUCAAAGCUUUCUUCUCCCACCUAUCUGAAGUGGUUCGGCCCGCCCUGACAGGAAGUGGCGGGGGGGAGGACGGCGAGGCUACCAUCUCUGUGACGCAUCAGGAUGACGGAAACAUCGGCAUGAAGCUGAAGAGUGAACUCGCAGGGCUGCCCUUCUACUGGGAGUUUCACUGCACCCCCGCCCCCGUCACUGUGGUGUGCUCUCAGCUGGUGCGCCCCCUGCUGGCGAUGAGCUUCCUGCUGCAGCGGCAGGUGGAGCAGCUUGGAGGUCUUCUGGGGAGGAAAGACGCUGAGAUCCACGACUACAGAGAGAACGGAGCCACACUGAGCAGAGAGCGGCUGCAUACGGAAGUCUUUGAAGAGCGAACCUACAGAGAGGACUACAUGUCAAAGGUGUGGAAUUUCUCAUCUCUGACUCCGUUGACCCCUGACUCCUCAGUGGAAAUUUCCUCAGGAAAACACCUCAAAGCUGUUCCUCUGCUAUGCUCUGAUCAGUCUGAUGCCCUGCGCUUUGACGGCGACCUCCAGCAGCUGUACGGUGCCGUCGUGAGCUGUACAAACUCCCGGAAACGCAAGCUGUCUGAGGAGCCAUCUGUGGAGGAGACACUGGUCGACAAGCCAAACAACAUAUCCUCUUUAGGAGGAUCUGUGGUGGACAGUGGAGCAGCCCAGGACGUGCAACUGGAAGCAGCUGGAGCCAGACGGCCCAACAGACCCACAGAGAAACAGUCUCUUCCAUCCGCCCCUGCAGAGCGACCAUCUUUGAAACCAAAGAAGAAGAAAGUGGGACUGUUCAGAUGAGCCAUAGGGACACAUCGAGAACAUUUUUAAGGAAAAGGUGUUUUUAUCCAUUUCAUGAAAAGUAGGAACGUUUUUUUUUUAAUCUGAAUUUUUUGAGCUUUUAUUUUGAAGGAAUAUUUCAGUAUUUGCUGGUUUUAAUUGUUUUUUUGUAAUAAAUGAUGUUUUAAAUCUGGAUUUUGGGUUUUAAAGUUGUCAACCUGUUAAAUAAAUAUGAAUUUGAUUGCA
This is a messenger RNA of Eleginops maclovinus (Patagonian blennie), 1478 nucleotides long. RefSeq names its product nonhomologous end-joining factor 1 (gene nhej1). The coding region runs from base 243 to 1253 and encodes 336 amino acids. Lineage: Eukaryota; Metazoa; Chordata; Actinopteri; Perciformes; Eleginopidae. The record is from RefSeq and is a predicted model, not a curated record. Gene Ontology annotation, biological process: double-strand break repair via nonhomologous end joining. The transcript has 10 exons. Gene Ontology annotation, molecular function: DNA end binding. Gene Ontology annotation, cellular component: nucleus; DNA ligase IV complex.